AUGACAAGCCAACGAGCGCUCCGUUCCCAGACAGCGAAUGCCAUGAAUGGCAAUAUUACUACUAGAAGCGGUAACAAACCUGCCAGCGCCAGCUCUGGGGCUGGCACCGUCAGCGGCAUUGGGCAUGGAGGUGCUUCAGGGGCAGGCAGGGGCCGCGGAGGAGGGGCAUCCAGAGCUGGAAGUGUUGGGCCCAUGGCUGCUGUGGCAGGAAGGGGUACGGGCCAGAAAGUGAAGGUCGGCAGUGAUAUUUCCGCAGAAGACAUGGCUCUCUUUUGUAGAGUUAAAAAGCAACUUGACGCCCAGAAAAAAUCAGCCAAAGACGCUGAGGAUGCAGCUAUUUCAAAGAAGAACAGGCUUCUUAUGGAUGCUGAAACUCUGCCCAAUGGAGCUCAGGUUGCUGGCGCAACAAGGAAACGGCGCCGUAUGGUGCUAGAUGACGAUGAACUGGAUAUUGCUGAUGAUUUGGAGCCUAUCACCACCUCUCUUAACCCUCCUGUAGAGGAACCAGAGACUGCUCCUCAAGAACCUGAGGAGGAAGACGAGGAAGACAAGCUGGAAGAACGUUCCACUAGGAAUGAAGAUGACGACGAUGUUGAAAUGGUCGGAGACGACGAAUUUAACGACAAGUUCAACAAGUUCAACAAUGGCGAUCGUGACGCCUAUGAGAACACCUUCAAAGACAAUGGGUUUCAAUCUAUUCCCAAGAGCACUACCUCAACUUCUUCUGUCACAACCUAUUCGAGGGAUUCCACGCCCUCGAUAACUAUGGCUAUCACUGGCAAGGCUGGAAGACGCACUGGAAAGAUUACCGAGUCUGAUUUUCCUGACCUCAUUCUGCCACUUGCCAUUGCACUUAAAAGCCGAAUCCGUUAUUUAGCAGCUUUCACCAAAGCCUUUCCUCCUACUGCACUGUCUGAGCGGGUGGACUAUGCUUGGAAGGCUGUCAAGGAGGCUGUUAACCUUGAUGGAAACCUUCAAGACGCAUACGGCUUCAUCGUCCGGGAUCCCCAGAUGAAGAAAAACAUUAUUUCCUUUGGCUUAUAUGCAAGAUCUGGGAUCACUAGCCCCAUAGUUUCUACUGUUCGCACGAAGAUGGCUGAUUUCUAUCAUCUAGGAGGUGGCAAUGAAAAGAUAGAGGAAGAUGUCGCAUGGUUGCUAAAAUCAAAGGCAUUCAUGUAUGGCGGAGUCAACGUCACAGAAAGAGAAUAUGACGACAUGAAGCCAUUUGGCUCAGAAUUCAUGAUGGAGAUGAUUGAAAUGCACUGGUUUCACGGGGGCCGUUCAAAUGCAAAUGAAGAGGCAACUGCUCAUAUGAUGGAAGAAAAAAGUAUUCCUCCAGCUGUAAUGUUUAUUGUGCUAGCGGCGAUGGAGCACGUCCUGAAGGAUUGGAGUAAAGGCGACGUAAAGGCAAAGAGUCCCUUCUACGAGAUACUCUCUCAGGCAAGCUUUGCUCGCCAUCUUGAGAAUUGGGAUAAAAUCAAACAGGAGGCACCCUACUGGCCGCGUUGGUGGAGUCGCCAAAUCUUCUCUUUAAUCGUACAAAAACCUGAGGAUAGAACUCAAGAGACGACAGAGAAGGAUUUAGAGAAGGUCAACUUCCAGGCCUUGAAUCGCCUGGCAGGAGGGCCUGGCUCUGCUCCUGCUGCCCCUACUGCCCCUACUGCCCCUACUGCCCCUACUGCCCCUGCUGCCCCUACUGCCCUUGCUGCCCCCACUGCCUAG
Messenger RNA from Cyclocybe aegerita, 1722 nucleotides. The record is from the annotation of a GenBank genome assembly. NCBI's taxonomy places the organism in Eukaryota, Fungi, Basidiomycota, Agaricomycetes, Agaricales, Hemipholiotaceae.